Cuculus canorus (common cuckoo) is the source of this 830-nucleotide messenger RNA. RefSeq names its product eukaryotic translation initiation factor 4E binding protein 1 (gene EIF4EBP1). Gene Ontology annotation, biological process: negative regulation of translational initiation. Gene Ontology annotation, cellular component: cytoplasm. Lineage: Eukaryota; Metazoa; Chordata; Aves; Cuculiformes; Cuculidae. Gene Ontology annotation, molecular function: eukaryotic initiation factor 4E binding. The transcript has 3 exons. Bases 94 to 447 code for a protein of 117 amino acids. The record is from RefSeq and is a predicted model, not a curated record.
GUGCCCCGCGGCGGAAGCGGCGUGUCCCGGGCCGGAAGCGGCGGGCAGGCGGGCAGGGCGGCUGCGGCCGCGCUCUGUUCCCGCCCCGCUGCCAUGUCAGGCCGUUGCUGCCAGGAACAAACCCCCAGCCGCGAUAUCCCGGGCCCGGGAAAACGGCUCACGCUGCCCGACGGCGCCCCGUUGCCGCCCGGAGACUACAGCACCACGCCGGGGGGCACGGUGUUCGGGACCACGCCGGGCGGUACCAGGAUUAUUUAUGAUCGUAAGUUUUUGAUGGAGUGCCGCAAUUCUCCGGUUGCCAAAACACCACCUUCUGACCUUCCGGACAUUCCAGGGGUUACAAGCCCCAAUGUGGAGGAGUUGAAGAUUGAGAACAACCAUGUUCAAAAGUGCGAUGAGAAAGUCAGCCCAGCAGGUGAGGAGGAGCAGUUCGACAUGGACAUCUAAAGCAUCUGCCCCGAGAGUGCUUAUCCAUCCAAGAACCAGGACCUUGUCAUGAGGAUUCCCACCAGCCAGGCUUAAAAGUAGCCCAUGCCUUGAGUGCCUUCCUGCUUCCUGGGAAAGGCGGUCUCUUCCCUUCCGAGAACAGAGCGCGUCCUGUUACACGGGCUGAGCCUCAGCCUCUCCGUGUGGGUGCCAAUACCAAGCGCAGCCCCUGAUGAUGAUGGGCCUUGGAGUGCCAGAGCAGACACUCUCACUGAUUGGUUUUGUUUCCAGUUUUAUGCUUUUGUUAAUCAUUUUAAUACUGAAAAAGUUACAGGAAAUGCAAUAUAAGGGAGAAAUAAAAAUCAUUUUGAGUCUCCUGAUAUGGAGAUGAAUGCAAUAAACAC